CAGAGGGAGGCUCGGACUGCUCUUGGCCGGAGCCGGCGCCAGGCGGGGGUGGUGCGAUGAGCGGUUGGAUGGCGCGGGGCCGAGCGCAGCGGGCUGCGGCCCUGGGCCUAGCACUGCGGGUACUGCUCAGCUUCGGGCUGGGCCUGGAAGCCGCCCCGACCUCGAUCCCGACCUGGUCCUUGACCCAGGCCCCAGGCCCCAGCACAGCCUCGUGCCCGCCCACCAACUUCCAGUGCAGGAGUGAUGGCCGCUGCGUGCCCCUCACCUGGCGCUGCGACGUUGACCAGGACUGCGUCGAUGGCAGUGAUGAGGAGGAGUGCAGUAUUGAGCCGUGUGCCCAGGACGGGCAGUGCACGCCACCCACUGGCAGCCCCUGCUCUUGUGACAGCAUCGAUGACUGCCCUGAUGGCAUCAACAAGAAUGUUCUCAACUGCGGGCACCAGCCCUGCCCGGAGGGGGAGCUGCGCUGCCCGCUGGGCGGUUCCUGUAUCCCACGCACGUGGCUCUGCGAUGGCCACCCGGACUGUUCCGACUCCAGCGAUGAGCUUGGCUGUGGAACCAAGACCCUCCAAGAAGGGAGUGCCACGUCCAUGGGGACCCCUGUGACCCUGGAGAGUGUCACUUAUCUCAGGAAUGCCACAGUCACCUCUGCUGGGGACCGGGACUCAGUUCAGUCUGGAAACCGAAGUGCCUAUGGGAUCAUUGCAGCCGCUGACGUGAGAACAACGGCCAGCAUCAAGGGAGUGGCUGAUCGGGGUCACGAACUUGAGUUCUCAAAAUGUCCGGGAAGGUUUUCUGCCACUGUGGGAAGGUGCCUCUGAUAACAGCCCAAAGAUGAAGGAUUUAAGGAAAUCCACAAUUCUCUCCCUGGCCAACCAUUCACACAUGGACUCCCCUUGAGGUGCGAAUGUCGGCUAUCUCGCUCGCUAUCCCAAGAGCCCGGCUGCAGCUGGGCAAGAGAGCCUACUGCGUGAUCGAGCUUGCUGCCAGAUAAUGAAGCAGUGGUCGAGGUGGGCCAACUUUCCACCAACAGCUGCUGGGGAGCUGCAGUGGGGCCCAGCUGUCCUGAUGAGCCCGAAUAGCUUCUCCUGUUCCCAAGAUUUAAGACAAGUGCCCCAACCCCACACUGGUCCCCGCUUGCAAAGUUUGUUCAUUCAUUUGUUUGUCCAUCCAUCCAUCCAUCCACCCACCCACAGUCUCCAUCUACUCAUCUGUUCAUCAAUCCACCUAUUCAUCUGUUCAUCCACUCAGCCAUAUCGUCUGCUUGCCCAGCUGUACACCUACCCAGCCAGCCAGCCUGCCAUCUAUCCAUCCACCCACCCAUCCACUCGUCUAUCCGUCCACCCACCUACCUUUCCAUCUUCCCAUCCA
Messenger RNA from Balaenoptera musculus (blue whale), 1371 nucleotides. RefSeq names its product CD320 molecule (gene CD320). Lineage: Eukaryota; Metazoa; Chordata; Mammalia; Artiodactyla; Balaenopteridae. Gene Ontology annotation, cellular component: plasma membrane. The coding region runs from base 57 to 821 and encodes 254 amino acids. Gene Ontology annotation, biological process: cholesterol homeostasis; receptor-mediated endocytosis involved in cholesterol transport. The record is from RefSeq and is a predicted model, not a curated record. The transcript is spliced from 5 exons. Gene Ontology annotation, molecular function: protein binding.